AUGCCUUCUGCUCUGCCUGCCCUGCUCUGCCUAGGGCUGUAUCUGAGCCAGAGGAUCAGCGGCCAGACACAGACUCUCUGGAAACCCGUCAUCUGGGCCCAGCCCAAUUUCAUGGUUCCGAAGGGAAGGCCGGUGACCAUCUGGUGCCAGGGUGCUCGCAGCGCCAUUGAGUACCAGCUGUAUUUCGAGGGACGCCUUUUGGCCUUAGAGAGACAGAAAUCACCUGGAGUGAUGAGCAGGAAGUUCUCCCUCUCGGCCAUGACCCCCUUCACUGUGUGGCAGUACAGCUGCUUGUACCAAAGUGGGGAGCUGUGGUCCGAGACUAGUGACCCCCUGGAUCUGGUGGUAACAGAAAUGUAUGACACCCCCACGCUCUCAGUCCAUCCCGGGCCGCAGGUGGUCUCAGGAAAGAAUGUGACCUUCUACUGCCAUCUAGAGACUGCGACCAGCACCUUCUUCCUGCUCAAGGAGGGCCGACCUGGCCGCCCGCAGCGCAGACAUGGGAGCAGCCAGGUGGCGUUCCUCCUGGGCCCCGUGAGCACGGCCCACAGAGGAACGUACAGGUGCUUCGGUUCCUACAACAACCAUGCCUGGUCUUUCCCCAGUGAGCCUAUGAGGCUCCUGGUCACAGGAGAUGUUGAGGACAGCAGCCUUGCUCCCACAGAGCUCACCUCUUCCGACUCGGGGGACCCGCCCUUGCUAACCACGGAGGCAGGAUUCCAGCAAGACCUUGCCCUCUGGAAUCACAUGGCCCAGAAUCUCCUGCGGAUUGGCCUGGAUUUCCUGGUUCUGAUGGCCCUCCGGGGCCUCCUGGCUGAAGAGUGGCUUUGCAGGAAGAGGGCUAGAGAGCAAGCCAACACCGCUUCCAGCUGGGAAGGCAGGAGAAGGUUCAAAACACGAACACUCCUGAACAAAAACUGCCGUGGGUCCGGCCUGACCACGACGUGGCGUCAGAUGCCAGAAGGCAUACGGAAAUCAGAGCUGUGGCAGACGGCCACAAUGCUUUCUCUUGAGAGCUUGUCUGCGGCCCAGGGAGCUCAGGCACAGUGGGGCGAGACUUUCAAAACUCCUGAGGUCCCCUCUGCUGGGCCAGGAAAUCUCCCCCAACCUCAAAUCACAGCUUGGCCUGGGUCCAUGAUUCCAGUUAGGCGUCCUGUGACCAUCCGGUGCCACACGGAUGCAGAUGUGGAAAUGUUCAGGAUUUCUCAAGAAGGAUGGCCUGAGCCCUCGGAUGGACUGAAAGCACAGGAGUCCGGGGAGGUCAGUCUCACAGAGAUCACAUCAGACCGCUCAGGGCCAUACCGCUGUUCCUACAAGAGCCGUGGCCGCUGGUCCAGGCUCAGCGAGCCUCUGAAGCUGGUGAUGACCGGGGCUUUCGACAAGCCCACCCUCUCGUGUGCUCCUGGCACUGUGGUGCCUUCAGGAGACGACAUGGAGCUGCGGUGUUUCUCCAAAACCACGUUUGAAAUAUUUAUUCUCACCAAAGAAGGCAUUCCCACCACCCAGAACAGAAGUUCCAGCCCCAAGGGCUCCGAAAGCCAGGCCAUCUUCCUCCUGAACCGCAGCUCCUCCGCAUAUAGGGGGACCUACAGAUGCUACGGCGCCUUCCACAACCACCCCUACGUGUGGUCUCACCCAAGUGACCCGUUCCAGCUUGUGGUGAAAGAAGCUCCUGACCGUCCCAAUCCCACAAGACCAGGUUGGUCCACGGCCCUGCCGUCCAACCACACCUCCCAGGAGAGACACCAGAACCUUCUGCCAUCCCAGGGGCCACCGUGCUUCUCGUGGUCCUCCUCCUCGUCUUUCUCUUCCUCCUCCGCCAGCGUAAAGCCAAGAACAGCAAAUGCUGCCCGGAGAGAGAGACAGCCAGAGGCAGCCGCCCCGCUGGGCGGGCAGGCCUCUGAAGCUGCAGGCUCGCAGGACAUCACCUACUCCCAGCUGACCCGCAGCACCCCCAUCCGGGGGAUGGCUGAGACGCCCUCCGCGGUGCCCAGGGAGACCCAGCCCAGCGAGUAUGCAACCCUCGCCCUCAGAUGAGUCAUGCACCGCAGCCCAGCGUCUCAUCUGCCCAGCAGGACUUCCAGCUGCCUGUGGGGAGGCCCCCCUCUGCAGCUGCUGUCCCUGAAGUUGAGGUUGAGGGGCCCUGUGUCACUCAGAAGGCCCCACUGCCCCCUGAAUCUAGAGACCUCAACAUUUUCACUCAGUCAGCUCCAGAACCAUGACCAUAAAGUGCCCAGCGAUGCCUGAGACCUCCAAAGUUAUCGGGAGAAUGACAGGGUCACACGGCAAAGGUUUCAUUAUUUGUUGAUUAAACAAAUAUACUUUAAAUCCU
Molecule: messenger RNA, 2332 nt
Organism: Manis javanica (Malayan pangolin)
Lineage: Eukaryota; Metazoa; Chordata; Mammalia; Pholidota; Manidae
Source: RefSeq, a predicted model, not a curated record